Sclerotinia trifoliorum is the source of this 4787-nucleotide messenger RNA. The record is from the annotation of a GenBank genome assembly. Lineage: Eukaryota; Fungi; Ascomycota; Leotiomycetes; Helotiales; Sclerotiniaceae.
CAUGUGAUUGUUUGGGUGCACUAAGUGGGCUUAUGGAUGCCAGUACCAAUCAAUCGUACUAAGGUUCCUGCUGGAUACUUCGUAGGUAUUCUAAUUUUGAACAAGAUCGCAGGAUCGCAAUCGAUAUCAAGGUACGAUCGCGAGUGAAAAGAAGGUUAGAACCAGCUUGCCUCAACGAGUUACGACUUAUUAUCCACGCUCCCCUGAUCAAAUCUCAUUUUCAGAAGUUUGAUUUUCAAAAGGACGAUUCCACGAAAACAGCACCAGUCUUUAAGCCAAUGCUUGGUUUAUAUUGAUUUCAUUCGUCUUGAAGCUCUAGAAUCAUAUUAAGUGCAAUUCAACGACCCAACAUAUCUACGAAGCUUACGAAGUUACGACAAAAUAGACAUUUGGUCAUUCGCGUUGCAGGCCACUGACACCCUGCGGUGCAGUUGUAUCUUGGGGGGGUAAUGAAAGUCGAAUGAAUGCAGCCCUUGAAUCCUUUCCUAAGUGCUUUCUUCAAGAGUGCUCUGCCUACACAGUGUACGCCUGUGCACCAUCAUGUAAGCUUGCCAACAAUGCUAGAAUUCCAUUUUUCAACAGGUACCAUGGGGCAUGAUGCUGAUAGCUUUCUAGAUAUUACUAGUACCUACUACCGAAGUUCUCCUAACCUCCCGCGAUCGAGAAACCGGCGCGCUUUACGCAGACCUUGCAGGAUCGGAAGACUUCCUAGGCAGUCAUGUCUUGCGAAUACCGGCCAACCAUGCUGCGACCGCGGGAGGGAAGGAUGCGCCAAAUAUGCGGGAAACCCGGGGAAAGGCGAAACAAUAUACAACGGUCAAUGGAAGGACUGUCGUGAUCAAAGAUGCUUUUGUCUACAGUAAUAAGGGUUAGUAUUGUUCGUAAUUUUGUUGGAGGAUUGGUGCUAAUAUCACAUAUUGCCAGGAUUCAAGACCUUGAACCAAGCGCAACUUUUAUCUGAUACUUUAUGGUAUCCAGAUUCGCUUGAACCACGACAAUGGCUUGUCUACUAUAUAUCGAGACCUCUGGUUGGCAUAUUCGAGGAAAUCAAGAUCGCAACUGCAAUGCUAGCCCCGAGGCUCCCGGAUGGUAGACCGAUGCUCCCACCCAGAUCGCCUUCAGUGGCCGACUCCACCUCUAUGAAUGGGCUUCCUCGGAAAAAGGAUAUAAAGAGUUUCAGCGAGCUUUUGACGAAUUUUCCGAUGAUUGCGAGACAAAUGCAACCUGGCUUGGAAGGCCUCUUCAAGGAGUUCAAUCAAGUAUUUGAAAAGCAAUUACCCCCUCCUCCAUCAGCUGCGAACAUUCCAGACCCUGUACCGGACGGGCCCAUAGCUACAGCAAUGAAGAAAGCACGGUCCAGUAGUUUCUCAAAUCCUGGUCGACCAAAUGGGCAUGUGCAACGUUAUAUCGUGGAUUUCUAUACCGAGGAUGAUGAGAAUGUCAUGCGGGGCGCUUUGGAGACCGCAGUUACGUCUGCGAUUGAUCUCUUCCAGAUGGUCGACAAGCAACAACUUUCCCUGCUUGGAGCUACGACUGAUCUUACAGGCCCAAUUGUGGAACGUUUGAUUGAUCGUUAUGUUACCGAGCAAUUGCACGAUACCAUAUUGUUUCCGAGACUAUGUACAAUGAAACGCCCCGAAGACUUGGAGUUGGAAUCAAAAAUAAGACAGAUGGAAUUUGUGGAUAUCUCACAAGUUGGUAUACCAAUUCAAGGUGGUCAUCAAGGAAAACAUGAACUCACAUUACGUCUUGGUCGUGCUGUCGAAGAAUUUCGAAAAUUGAUUGUAGCAGGAAGCCCGCAGCAGAUGAUGGAUAUUUUACUCAUGACGUUGAAAACGGUGACGCAGCUCAUUGAGAUUCCAGCAAGCGCAGGGGGACCCACUUCUUCCGAGAAAGUGAGCUCUGUUUUGACUAUCAAUGCUGAUACUCUCGUUUCGCUACUAUUGGUUGUGGUCAUAAGGGCACAAGUUAGGUACCUCCAGGCUCGUCUCCUAUAUAUGCGCCACUUCAUUUUUGUAGAUGAUGUGGAAAGUGGUGAGAUGGGAUAUGCACUAAGCACGUUUGAGGCCGUCUUAUCAUAUCUUGCAAGGGAUUCAGGAGGUCUUCGAAAAGCUAGUCGGCGGAACCACAAACUGUGGGCAGCAACUAAGAAAGGCGACUUAAAAGAGAUGAUGAAAAUUAUGGAGCCAGAACGAGAACUAUCUUCGGACGAAGAAGAAUCCGACCACGAGGAAGCUAUCGUAGACGAUAUAAUCGAUGAAAAUAGGCCAUGGGAUACUUCGAAUGGACAUGCAAGACGGAGAUCUUCUGGAGCCGCCGCCACGAGGCUUUCGCAAGCAUCUACCCUCACUCAUGUCUUUCCUUGGCAAUAUCUACAUGACGGUGCAGAUGAAGAGCGACUACCACCGCUGCGGAGGCCUAAAACAGUCACCAUGGAUGUGCGAAGUUUAUCUAGUAGCUCAGAGAUAUCUUUCAGAUCACGGGCUACCACCAUUGACUCUACAAGUAGCGGCAUCGAAGGUGAUACGUCAAUAGAACGAUUAUCGCAAACCGAGGAUUCAUCCGGUGAAUCUGUUCCCAUGAUGGCCGUUCAACACGAGAGACCGGAAGCUCUUCAGUAUCUUCUGUCGUUACAUGAUUACUAUCCGCUACGAGCUGUUCUUGAAGAUACGAAUAAUGAGGGAACGACCUUAUUGAGUGCUGCUGUGCAGUUGGGACAUACCGAGCUCAUUAAUAUAAUACUUGAUUUUGUUUAUCGAGCUGCAUCAGAAUUGAUCGUCAUUGGAUAUCUUUCGCGGCAAGAUGUCAACGGCAGGAGUGUAGCCCAUUUUUUGUUCAACUAUCCGGAGCUUAUUUCGAGAGUCGGGCGUUUAUUGCCCUGGAGGCAGAAAGAUAAGAAUGGCCAAACGCCACUUUUUGCAUUAUGCAGAUCAUACGAUCAUGGACGCUAUAGACCCAUGGUAGAGGCAGCAAUUGCUGCAGCUACGGAUUCUCAGGAAGAUGGUCAACCUUUACACUUAGACGAUCAUGUUGAUUUGAAGGGUAACACACUGUUACACAUUGUCAACGAUCCUCAAAUAGCAUUGCAACUUCUCUCUCAUUGCGACUCCGAUGUUAACGCGACCAACGAGAAGAAAUUCACACCACUCAUGGUAGCUAGCAAAUAUGGUCGACUAGAAAUGGUUCGAGCUCUAUUUUCAGAUCCAAGAGUAGACCUUUUUGCUAAGGAACUUCGUGGUUUGACAGCGGUUGAGCUUGCCAAAGAUGAUGACGUACGGAAUAGAAUUGACGAUUUAAUAUUGUUCUCAGGGCUACCAGCCACUGAUGGAAGGAUCACGGCUGUAGUUAGAUCAUUUUUCGUUGAGGAUGCAACUAUCCGAUUGGUACUCAAGUCUGGCGCACCCUCGGGGCCUCAAAACUUUACCGUCACCACUUGUCGACGUUCGUUGUCCGACUUUGAACAUCUAGCAAAGUUACUCACUUUAGAAAACCCAGCUUCGUGGCUGCCAUCUAUAUCAGGGAUGAGGUCACCUUUUCAGAUUCCUUCAAAGCCUUCGAGGGCUGUUCUGAGAGAUAUCCAAGUCCAUCUUGAUGCAUUUUUGAAGAUUCUACUAGCACAUACAACCUUUUCAACACAUGAGAUGUUAUGGGAAUUCUUUCUGGUACCAGAUAUCCAGGCAGAGAUGAUGGAGCAAAGGUCUAAACUGAAGGCUGAGGCAAGGGUAGAAACAGUAAGGGAAGAAUAUCAGCCAAUUGGUGAUGUUCGCGAUGUCGAGCAAUUCGUAGAUCAUGCAAGAGAUAUGGUCCGAAGUGUCAAUUACUCUACCAAGAGUGUAGCACGUAGGGCCAAUAUGGUGGCAAUUGUCACCACAGGUAUGUUUCCAAUAAUUCUCAUAGAACAUGUCACUAAUUUAUACAGAUCUUUACGAUGCUUAUAAGCUUUCCACUCGCGCAAUUUCUACCCUUACGUUCCUUCCUCAAACUCAUAUAUCUGCUCUUGAAGCUUAUACCCAAACACUUGCUCCAUCAUCCACUUCCCCAUAUUCUACCUUCCAUACAACCAUCCUUUCAAUCCAUAGCACCAUAAUCGCCAUGCUCCUUUCUCUCUCGCGUCCCACAUCGCUCAUAUCAUCGAUCACUACAUCCCGCAAAUCUAUCGAACGUUCCUACAACUCCCUUUCUCGAUCAACUCGUUGGCCACUAGGUCUUCUCGAUGAAACUCGGCAACGUUUAAACGAAGAAAAGGAAGACAAAGUCCGAAGAACAAAGGAAGAAGUCGAAGAAACUGGAAGGGAACUAAGAUACACACAACAGGUCGUCGCAGCAGAGUUGGCUGGUUGGCAAGAUUUACAUGAGAAGAUGGGGAGGAAAGCCGUGAAGGAUUUGGCGCAAUCAAUGCUUGUUAGAGAACGUACGACGUUGGAGGGGCUAAGAAGGGCGGUUAGAAGAUUGAAGGUUGGGGAAGAAAGAAUUAUAGAUGUUGAAAUGGAGGAAAGUGAAGAUGAGGAUGAGGGUGGAGAGACGGAGGCGAGUGGUAGUCAUGUUGAAAGCAUCGUUAUGUAGUUGACACAUUAACGGAUUCACAAAGAAAAGAUUCUUUGCACAUCAGAAAUGCAGGAAUGGAAAUGACUAAAAUGAAAUGGCACGUUGUGUUUUAUUUUGUUUCGGUUUGGAUAGAAUUAUAAUCAUGAUCAUGCUAGGCGAUUGUGGCAUGGCAUGGCAUGGUAUUAUACUGUACAGCAUCUUGGCGUUUAGGCAUACAUAUAAUCCUAUGAGCGGUAUUUUUC